AUGACCAUCUGUGCGGCACUGGUGUCCAAUCAGAAGAGGAUAACAGAAGCGGAUGGGUUGUGGAAUGGGGAAGGGGGAAGUGGAGGUGGCAAUGGUGCUGAAAGAGGAAAGGGUGGGGGGCAGUGGCUGGCGAAGGAGGAAGUGGGAAUGUUGGAAGGGGAAGAGGGUAGUGGCUGGGGAAUGGGGAGGGGGAGGAGAGGGGGUAUUUCAUCCGUGGGCAUCACCCAUUCCUUUGCUAUGGGUGUCAUAGGUGGAGCCAAUACUAGACACACUAUUUACGAUGUAGAGGGGAAGAAGUUUGUCUUUCAUCUUGUUCCUUCAGGUAUUCUUAACGAGGAAACUGUGUGUGUGAUUGGUAAUGGGGUUGUAGUGCAUUUACCAGGGUUGUUUGAAGAAAUUGAUGGCCUUGAAUCUAAUGGGGUCUCCUGCAAAGGUAGAAUAUUGGUAUCUGAUCGUGCUCACUUGUUAUUUGAUUUUCAUCACGUAGUAGAUGGCCUUAGAGAGGCCGAGCUAGCUAAUUCCUUUAUUGGCACUACCAAGAGAGGCAUUGGACCAUGUUACUCCAGCAAAGUUAUUCGCAAUGGCACUAGAAUAUGUGACCUUAGGCAUAUGGACACUUUACCUCAGAAGCUUGAUCUGUUAUUGUCAGAUGCAGCUUUAAGAUUCCAAGGUUUUAAGUAUAGCUCAGACAUGCUCGAAGAAGAAGUUGAAAAAUACAAGAGAUUUGCUGAGAGGUUGGAACCCAUCAUUGCUGACACUGUGCAUGUCGUGAAUGAAUCCAUUGCACAAAAGAAGCAGAUUUUAGUGGAAGGUGGUCAGGCAACCAUGCUGGAUAUUGACUUUGGAACCUAUCCAUUUGUAACUUCCUCUAGCCCAUCAACUGGUGGAAUCUGUACUGGUCUUGGCAUUGCCCCUAGAAUUCUUGGUGACCUAGUUGGAGUGGUUAAAGCGUACACCACUAGAGUUGGUUCAGGUCCUUUCCCAACAGAAAUCUUGGGUAAAGGUGGUGACCUCCUUAGGUUUGCUGGGAAGAAGUUUGGCACGACUACUAGUCGUCCUCGUCGUUGUGGCUGGCUUGAUGUAGUUGCUCUAAAAUACUGCUGUCAGAUUAAUGGCUUUUCUUCUCUAAAUCUCACUAAGCUUGAUGUCUUGUCGGAUCUUCCUGAAAUUCAGUUGGGGGUAUUGUAUAAACACAUUGAUCGUACACCAGUCAAAUCCUUCUCUGGUGAUCUUCGUGUUCUCGAGCAACUGAAGGCAAGCAUUUCUUUUUCCUUUCCAUAUAUUUAUUUGGAGCUGGUAUCUAAACUUACACAGGGUUGUGUAUAG
Molecule: messenger RNA, 1326 nt
Organism: Camellia sinensis
Lineage: Eukaryota; Viridiplantae; Streptophyta; Magnoliopsida; Ericales; Theaceae
Source: RefSeq, a predicted model, not a curated record